AUUUUGUCCUGGUGAGCAUUUGCGAGAAAAUUCAUAAUCCCAUUGAAACGAUUUAAAUUGUAUCCAUAUCUGUCUUCUUUUCCCGCUUAUAUGAUCCCUGCUACCUAGUAUUUAUUGAUUCGUCAUGGACUCUCUUUCUGAAACCUUUCUUACAAGGUCUGUCGAGAACCCUAUAAAACAAGCAAUUACGGACAGAAUCUGGAGAUUACAAGCUCGGCCCGAAAAAUUUUCGAAUGGAGAAUGGAAAUGAAUGUAUGUCAUGGACGGAUGGCACGAUUGAAACGGCAAUCCAUCAAUACUUUUCACAUCCACCUAAACUUGACGAUACGUCUAUUACUUUGGAAAAAUCAUUUACGGCGUAUAACCUCGAAAGUUUUACUGGCAUCGCUAUACACUGGACGGAUAACAUUGCAGAUCAUCUGCGCCUGGUGGAGGAUGACAAAAAAGUUGUCAUAUUUCAUCAUGUAACAUUCUUGGAGUGUCAACGAACCUCUCUUUUCCCUCCUGGCCUAGUCAACGAGACAUUAAGAACGAUUUCACUCCUCUUCCCUCAAUGCGACGACAAAAAUCGCAAAUGGUUCAAGAAACGCCAUUUCUCCUCGGAAAUUGAUGUACGGCUUCUUCGGUGUGGAUAUUUAAACCACAGGGCCCGCGAGAUUGACCAGUUUCAUUUUUGGAAAGAUCGAUUGAUAAUACUGAAGGAAAAAUUCGACCACGCACACCCACAGACCAUAUCCCAAUGGUGGCGGGACCGAAGGAACCGAGUACAAUGGUAUACCUUUUGGCUGGCGGUAGCCAUCUUAAUCUUGACCAUUUUCUUUGGCUUUGUUCAAUCUGUAGAAGGCGCAUUGCAAGUAUACAAAGCAUUUAACCCCAACUAGGCUACUAGUUUCAUAGUUUUUUUGCUUGAAGUUAGCACUGCCUUUUCCCUGAUAUAUAAAAGUACAGUCAUAAUCUACUAAAAUCUGGCUUUUCUUUGUUUUCAUUCUCAUGUAUACUGGAGGUUAAAGCAAAUGGUCGCAGAGUGCAGCAACCCAUGCGCCGGCUAUGUUAUCAAUUAGCUAAGCAACUUGCCUAAAGCCUAGUUAGUACAUUACACCUUCAUAUGUACAUAAUUUGUUCGCAACUCUACCGCUUACUGUAUCCAUUAUUGACUUGGUACCCAACUCAAC
Messenger RNA from Aspergillus wentii DTO 134E9, 1172 nucleotides. RefSeq lists its product as uncharacterized. The coding region runs from base 234 to 881 and encodes 215 amino acids. The record is from RefSeq and is a predicted model, not a curated record. The transcript has 3 exons. NCBI's taxonomy places the organism in Eukaryota, Fungi, Ascomycota, Eurotiomycetes, Eurotiales, Aspergillaceae.